CGGGCUGCUCUGCAAAUCUAAAUAAUUGAAAAUCAGGAACCAAAUAUCUAAAACUAAAACUAUGCCCAGAACCAGUUCAAGUAAAGCAAAUCGCAACAACUUAGUAUCAAAGUCAAAUAUAUUACAACAAAACAACAUGAAGUCCACUGAAAGAAAUGCAGCUGCAAGAAAUAGCCCUGAGACAGUGUUUGUUAAUUCACAAAUUAUUCAAGAAGCGCUACAAACGUUCAUAAAUCGUCAUCGUAGCAGUUUACAAAAACUAACGGAACUAAAUAGUAAGCUGGGUCAACAAAACUCUCUCUUAAAUGUACAAAUUAACAAUCAACAUGGCACCGUAUUGGCGCUAAAUGAAAAAAUUGCUGCUGGAGAAAAAGAGCUUAACAAAUACAAAGAAGAGCAAACUCGUUUGAUGGAAAGUAAAAGUUUGUUGCGCGCUGAAUUGUUGACUUUUAAAAAACGCUGUGGUGAAUUGAUGAUUUCCAAUGAAAAGGAGCUGAAGGAGUGUGGUGAAAAGGAGGCGGUGUUAAGAAAUGAGCUUGAUGUGAUUCAUCAAGAAUUGCAAGCCAAGCACGCUGAUCUAGACAACAACAACGCAGAGCUGGUAAAAAUCCGAAUUGAAAUCAAUGAAAGCAAACUAAAACAGGAGCAACUACAGAAAUCAAUCAGUGUUUUGCAGGAUGAACUGUUGCAGAAAGAAAAAACCAUUAACACCUUGCAUAAAGAACACGCUGACUAUAAAACUGAAACAGAGAAAACCAUCAAUAAAAUGCGAGAAAUCCAGCACAUCUUCUACCCGAAUGCCACAAAUCCCUUGCCGCAUAUACAAAGAAAUGACGAGAGUCGGUUUACGCAACCUGUCAGCAUUACUGUACAGCCAAGACCUCAGAGCCGCGCUGUCUUAAAGCGCAGUUGUACAUCGUCUUCUUCGGAUACUGAUGUGGAUAAUGAGGAGCGCUCAUUGUUGCGCGGUUGGAGACCAACAAGAAAAGUUAUAAGCCUGCCGACGCGAUCUGAAAGUAAUAGAGGUUCAACGGUAUGUAGUCAGAACAUAGCAUUUCCAAAAACACUACUUGAUAAAAUCACAUAUGUACAUAUACACAUAUUUUUAAUUCGAAACUGUUUUUCAGCCUUUAAAAAAACUAUUCCGAUUUAUGUUUUUAACCUUUUUCGCAGGAUAUUCCACCAACAUCAGAAAGCGGUGUUGAAGUAAUCACACAUAAACGUUCCCGGCGUUAGCAAAACAAAAUGAUUUCUGAAGAUAUUUUAUUUAUUAUUCCGCUACAUUAUCUCUAAAACAAGUAAUGAAAAGUAGAAUGCCUUUAUUUUAUGAUUAUUUUUCUUUUCCUUCUUCUUUCCUAAGCAAUUCACAUAUCUUCGGUUUGUAAGCAGUUGAUAAGAAAAUAUUUGUUUUUGUUAUUGCUUUCAAGAGAUUCACUUCAAUACUUAGUACAGUUUAAUAAGCACUUAAGUACUGAAGAAUAAGUGUACAAUUAAAAGAUUGAAAUAUUAAUUAAAUGUAAUUAAAUUUUAAGAUCCGAAGUGGUAGCGGUAAAUGAAGUGUCUUUUCAAAUAAGUAGCAACUUAAUGAUUACAUUUUUUGUUUUAUAUCGAUCAAAAUACUUUUCGUUACAUUUUGACAUACCUAACAUACAUAUGUACCUAAAUUUUGGUAUUUUAUGACUCUAUCGAUUUCUUUAA
Molecule: messenger RNA, 1698 nt
Organism: Bactrocera latifrons
Lineage: Eukaryota; Metazoa; Arthropoda; Insecta; Diptera; Tephritidae
Product: golgin IMH1-like
Exons: 8
Coding region: 62-1210 (382 amino acids)
Source: RefSeq, a predicted model, not a curated record